This is a messenger RNA of Carassius carassius (crucian carp), 1974 nucleotides long. RefSeq names its product putative pyruvate dehydrogenase phosphatase isoenzyme 2 (gene pdp2). Gene Ontology annotation, biological process: protein dephosphorylation. The transcript is spliced from 2 exons. The record is from RefSeq and is a predicted model, not a curated record. NCBI's taxonomy places the organism in Eukaryota, Metazoa, Chordata, Actinopteri, Cypriniformes, Cyprinidae. Gene Ontology annotation, molecular function: protein serine/threonine phosphatase activity; cation binding. The coding region runs from base 142 to 1725 and encodes 527 amino acids.
UACACACGACACUGUAGGGGGCGCUCUGAGCUCAAUGUUUGUAACCUGCUACGAUGGAAAUGAAAAGCAGAAGAAGAUCAUUCAGCGAGCUGGGCCAGAUGCUGGAGUGUAGACUGCAUUGAUCACUGCAUCCAGGCAGUAAUGUCUGGCUAUUUGCGUCCAGGGCUUCUCCUUUACACUGGUGGAAGACAUCUGACCAGUUUCUUUGCACCCAGCCACUAUGUUUUAUCAGAUACGCGGUGGAAAACCUGCCCGCUCCCUUAUCAAGCCCGGAACUUCUCCUCCCGUCGUGGUCGAUCAGAAGGAAGCUCAGGACAGGACGGCGAAAACACACUGCGUGCUCCAAUACGUGAAAUGGACUUCCAGCUGAGCCGGCUGCAGAUCAAUGCAGUUCUGUGCGCUAAUGAGCAAUCCGUUAGUAUUCCAGAGUUUGAUGGCCGUGGUGGUCCCAGUCCAGUGCUCAGGUUUGAAAGCAACCAGCUUUCAGCCAACACUCCGCUAGAGGACCGACGCAGCAGCACAAGCUGCCUCCAGACCCGUGGCAUGCUUUUUGGCAUAUUCGAUGGACACGGCGGACAUGCAUGCGCUCAAGUGGUCAGCGAGCGUCUGCCUUAUUACAUAGCUGUAUCGAUGAUGUCAGAGUCCGUCCUGGAGGAUCUAGAGGCCGCCAUGGAGACCUUACGACCCGUGCCGCCCAUUCUACAGUGGUACAAGCACCAUAACGACUACAACUACAGGGAAUCAGCAACCCUCUACAUUGAUCAUUUGCGUGUUUACUGGCAGGAGCUUCUGGCGAGUGAAGAACACGGUGAUGGCAUGCGUCCGGUGGAUGCUCUCAGCUAUGCUUUCCAGCGACUGGACACAGAUCUUUCUCUUGAGGCACAGGUGCCGCUCGCAAAUGACCUGAUGCGGAACACGGCCAUCCAGGCCGCCUUCGCUGGCUGCACGGCUUGUGUGGCUUACGUUGGACCAGAAGGUGUGCAUGUUGCAAAUGCAGGAGACUGUCGGGCAGUUUUGGGUGUCCAGGAGCAUGAUGGGAGCUGGAGUGCUUUGCCGCUCACACAAGACCACAACGCUGCCAAUGUAGCCGAGGUAGAGCGGGUAUUGCAGCAGCACCCGGCUAGUGAACGGCCAACCAUAAUCGUAGACGACAGGCUGCUCGGGGUCCUGAUGCCGUUGCGCGCGUUUGGAGACGUUCGAUUCAAAUGGCGUCGUGAGCUCCAGCAGAGUGUUCUAGAGAAUGGAGACUCUGAUUUAGAAGCACUAAAUCUUUACCAAUACGCUCCACCUAAUUAUCUCACCCCACCUUAUUUAGAGGCAACACCAGAAGUCACCUACCACCGGCUUCGACCGCAGGACCGGUUUUUGAUUUUGGCCUCUGAUGGCCUGUGGGACGAGAUGACCAAUGAUGAGGCGGUGAGGCUUGUGGCAGAACAUCUGACUGGUAUUCAUCUGCAAGCUCCAGUUUCAGCCAGAAAGCUCAACUUGGGACAAAUGCACCAGCUGCUGCUGCAGCGACGGGCCAGAGCAACACCUGCUUUGGAUUUGAAUGGAGCCACGCAUUUGAUUCGUCAUGCACUGGGCACAAAUGAGUAUGGAGAGAUGGACCAGGAGAGACUGGCAACCAUGCUGGCUCUGCCUAGUGAUUUAGCACGCAUGUACCGAGAUGACAUCACUGUCACAGUGAUUUAUUUUAACCAGAACUUUAGCAAAACUACUAACUAAUAAAGCACACAAUUUUUAAAGGUUCAUAUAUAUCAGAUUAUAUUUGAAGGAUUGUUUUCAGCUGUGAAUUUUUCAAUGCUUUUUUAAAAUGUGUUUUUCUUGUUCCUUAUUGUCUUUUAUAUUGUUGUGUACACUUAAAAAUGCCUACAGAUGACUUUAGUUUGAGUUCGCAAGCGAUGCUUGCAUUUCAUUUAGGAGAAUGUUAAUGCAAACAAUGAGUAGAAUUCAUAAUGGGUGAUUCACUUUAAA